Messenger RNA from Lampris incognitus (smalleye Pacific opah), 3056 nucleotides. It is a transcript of the gene fap, whose product is annotated as fibroblast activation protein, alpha. NCBI's taxonomy places the organism in Eukaryota, Metazoa, Chordata, Actinopteri, Lampriformes, Lampridae. Gene Ontology annotation, molecular function: dipeptidyl-peptidase activity; serine-type endopeptidase activity. Gene Ontology annotation, biological process: proteolysis. The transcript is spliced from 26 exons. Bases 332 to 2587 code for a protein of 751 amino acids. The record is from RefSeq and is a predicted model, not a curated record.
GCUGCAGACUCCGAGGGAGCGCCUGGCUUGGGAAGAGUUUCGGACUCCUUGCGGACCGACGGACGGACGGGCGCGUGCCGGAUCUGCGCUGCACCCGCACGCGGAGCUGCGGGAACCCGUCUGCGGUCUCUCCGGUCUGGCGGAUAAACUGGCGCGCGCGGGUUAGUUCGCAAAACUUGAAUGGCACCAGCGCGCGAGGCGGAUUCGUCCGAGGGGUCCGCUGCAACUUCACGCCGACGAUCCUGCAGGACUUGAAAAAAGAGAGCCGAGACCGGGACUUGAGGGAGCGCUCGUCCACCCUCCGCUGAAUGUCGGUCACUUCCACUCGAUAAUGGGCUGCAGUAAGGUGCACUGGGGGGUGGUGGUGGGGGCAGCCGUCCUCAUCACGCUGAUCACCAUCCCGGUGGCAGUUUAUCUGAACAGGGCGGAUGCAGGGGGCAAAAGGUCUUACACGCUCGCCGAUUACUUCAACGACACCAUCAGGUGGAGAUCGUACAGCUUGCGAUGGAUAUCAGAUAACGAGUAUCUUCAUAAGACAAGACAAGGCAACGUUAUACUCUACAACGUUGGGACGAACGAGGAGACGCUAAUGUUGAGCAGCGAAAUCUUUGCCCAAGUCAAUGCCACAGACUACAUCCUCUCUGCUGACCAUAAAUAUGUCUGCUUUGAAAGCAAUUAUACGAAGCAAUGGAGACAUUCAUACACAGCCUCCUACUCCAUCUAUGAUAAGGACAGUUCAGCAUUUCUUACAUCUGUGAGCCUUCCAGUAGACGUGCAGUACUUCUCCUGGGGCCCAAAAGGAAACACAUUUGCCUACAUCUGGAAUUUCAACAUUUAUUUGAAAACCAGUGUUACUGCUGUACCCAUACAAGUGACCCACAACGGGAAGAAGAACGAGAUCCUUAAUGGUGUCCCAGACUGGGUAUAUGAAGAGGAGGUGUUCUCGUCGAAUGAGGCAAUAUGGUGGUCGACCAACGGAAGGUUUUUGGCGUAUACAGAGCUGAAUGAUACAGAAGUCCAGAGGGUGGAGUUCUCCUUGUACGGAUCAGGACAAUACCCUGUGACGGUGGCUGUUCCAUACCCGAAGGCUGGGUCAACCAUCCCCAAGGUGAAACUCUUUGUUGUUGAUACAACAAAUCCAUCAAGUCGCACACAGGUGGCUGCCCCAAAGUCCCUCGCUUCCGGUGACCACUAUCUGAGCUCAGUGACCUGGGUUACGGAUGAGCGCGUUGCUGUCCAGUGGCUCAUACGACAACAGAAUUACGUGCUUGUGCAGCUCUAUGACUUCGAUGGGGGCAGCUGGGUUGAAAAGCAGAAAUUUGAGCAAGCGAGCAAGACAGGCUGGGUCGGCCAUUAUUCACCCCUCCCGCUUUUCUUCGCCAAGGAUAACCUCAGCUUCUACAAAGUAAUGAGCGACACAAACGGCUACAAACACAUUCACUACGUGACGGAUGGCAAGGCAACACCUAUCACGUCGGGCAAAUGGGAGGUCAUCUAUAUAUCCAAGCUAACAAAGGAUUCCAUAUAUUACAUCAGUAACGAGUACCAAGGAAGACCCGGACAGAGAAAUCUGUACAAGAUUAUGAUCGGACCGAGCCAUUCUGCCCCCCGGUGUCUCACCUGUGACCUGCUAAAGGACAAGUGUCAGUACAACUCAGCUUACUUCAGCACCGAUGCCUCCUACUUCCGAAUGGACUGCUACGGACCCGGAAUGCCUUUGUUUACCUUGAGGGACAACAGGGGCUCAGGUGCAGAGCUCAGGGUUCUGGAAGACAACGAGGAGCUGCAGAACAUCCUAACGGGAUUCCACAUGCCCACCAUGCAGCGCGGCACCCUGAGGGUCGCAGGUUUUGAUCUUUGGUAUCAGAUGAUGUUACCGCCAAAUUUUACGAAAACCAAAAAAUACCCUCUUCUCAUUGACGUGUACGGUGGCCCCUGCAGUCAGAAGGCAGACUUCCGUUUCAGGCUGAACUGGGGCUCCUACCUCUCCAGUGCCGAGGGCGUCAUCGUUGCCAGUUUUGAUGGGAGGGGAAGCGGCUACCAAGGUGACGAAAUCAUGCACUCACUCUACCAACGCCUGGGCACAUUCGAAGUGGAGGAUCAAAUCACUGCUGUGAGGAAGUUCAUCGACAUGGGUUUUAUAGAUGAGAAGAGGAUUGCUAUUUGGGGCUGGUCGUACGGCGGCUACGUCACCUCCAUGGCCCUGGGUGCGGGGACGGGACUCUUCACGUGUGGCAUCGCAGUUGCUCCUGUAUCCAAGUGGGAAUAUUAUGAUGCCGUGUACACCGAGCGCUACAUGAGCAAGCCAACAGAGAACGCCGACUCCUACAAGAAUUCCACGGUGACGAGCAGAGCGAGGAAUUUCAAAUCGGUGAACUAUCUGCUGGUCCACGGAACAGCCGACGACAAUGUUCACUUCCAGCAGGCCGCGCAAAUCUCCAAAGCUCUGGUUGACGAGGAAGUGGACUUUGAGGCGAUGUGGUACGCUGACAAGGACCACGGUCUCGGAGGGUCGGCCAUCCACCACGUAUACACCCACAUGAGUCACUUCCUGCAGAAAUGUCUCGUCAGCACCGGGCAGGUGUGACGAGUCCCGCCGCAUCAGUACUGUACCACGUUCAUGUACUUCACAAAACUGUCAACUCCAUGUACUUAUACUGUAUCGAUAAACCGGAGGUAGAAUUCUGCAGGGUAGAUGUUCUCACACCUCGUGGUGAUGGUGUGCAGCAGAGUUUGGCCGACUUGUAAACGUGAACAGUUGUAGUUUGUGUGACUUUAUAAAAGUUUGAUCAAAUAUGUGUCACCGUACAUCAGUCCAGAGCCACUGCGGGCACGCAGCCGGUCUUGUGCGACGAUGACUUGUGUGUUAUUAUUACAACCCGACAGUAGAUAAACUCGUAUUGCACUGAAUUGGUUGUGAACGUGUAUAAUUUUUGUGGCGCAAGUCAGCGGCAGUUAUGUUAUCGAGACAUAUCGAUUGUUUUCAAACUCGUGUAUUGCUGCCUCAUCGUGUGUUACCGCUUACAUACAUUUGUAUUUUUACGCCAAUAAAUGGU